Molecule: messenger RNA, 2670 nt
Organism: Adineta ricciae
Lineage: Eukaryota; Metazoa; Rotifera; Eurotatoria; Adinetida; Adinetidae
Source: the annotation of a GenBank genome assembly
AUGUUUUGUAAUUUCAAUCACUUGUUUUUCUGUUCUCUGCUCUCAAUUAAAUUAUUGAAUGCAGUCCGUAUUGUUGGACUAUUUCCUCAAUAUGAUAAUACAUCUGUCCGAAUCUUAAGAUACUACCCGAACGAUGCUUGGACAUUCCAUGCACGAGCUCUAUUUCGUGCAGCAAUAUCCCUUGCUAAUCGAUAUGAAAUCACUAUUGACAAACAACCAAUCACUGGCACUCUCAUCGAAACAAGUGGCGAAGGAAAUGGUUUCACUGAAUUGGAUUUGCUCUGUCGAGAAACAAAAAAAACCGGACAAGCGGAUAUUGUUGGCAUUGUUGGACCAUCUACAUCAACCAAAUCGCGUUUUCUUGGAACAUUUGCUGCACAUAUUGGCAUACCGAUGAUGUCGUACGCUGCAACAAACGCUGAACUGGACGAUCCAAUUUUUUAUCCAACAUUUUAUCGGAUUGUUCCAUCGGAUCUUCUCCUCGCUGAAGCAAUUGUUGAAUUGUUCGAAAAUUUCAACUGGACAACAUGUACAUUGAUUUUUACAAAAGAUGAUUAUGGCUAUGGUGGAUUGAAAAUUCUCUUGGAAAAGUACCAUUUAAAUAUUUCGAUCAAGGAGCGAUUAAUUUUCGAUCCACGGUUUGAUAAGUUUAACGCAAAUAUGAAUGAAACGUUGCGAAAGAGUCAAUCACAGAUUAUACUUGUCUGGGCGAAUGAGAAUCAUUCAAGAAAAAUUGUUCAACGCGCAAUCGAUGAAGGUCUUCUCGAUAGUUCAUUUGUUUGGUUAAUGACCAACAAAGUCCAUAUCAAUUUGCCUAGUGUGCAAGAUGCUCAGAAGUUAGACGGUUUUCUCGCUGUUUUACCAAUCAUAGAUCCGAGUUCCACUGGUGAUAUCAAUGAAGAUUUACAAAAGGAAGCAUUUGACAUUUGGCUUAAUUCUUCGGAAGAUGAAAGUUAUUAUCCACGUGACGAUUCUUUGAUCGAUCCGUAUGCAAUUUACGCAUUUGAUGCAGUUUGGAGUUUAAUCAUUGCAUUGAAUAAAUCGGCACACGAUGGUCAGAUUCCGUCGAUGAAUAUGUCAACACAUUGUUUUGACAAUCAAUUGAUUAAUAAAGACAAAUAUGAAAUGUAUUUGAAAAAUUCAAAGCUUUGGGGUAUUUCAGGAAUGGUCGAAUUCCGAAAGAACGAGUCGAAUGAUCGUAUCAGUAGUGCAUCUUAUGAAUUAGUCAAUAUACAAUCCACGGAAUAUGUGCAUAUUGCAGUUUGGCGUUCAAAUGAUAAAAAAUGGGUAGAUUUCAAUCGUAGUCGUAUCAUCUGGCGAAUUAAUGAUUCAAGUUCGGUGCCAGUUGAUUAUCCACAAUUGAAAGGUGAAUUUGUACGUAUUAUGGUUAUUGAAGCUCCUCCAUUUGUGAUCGUAUGCGAUAGAAAUUCAUCGUUACAUAGUGACUGGUGUUUGAGACCAUUGGAGACAAUCAAUCCGAAUUUUUCCAUUAGCGGAUUUGUCGCUGACUUUAUUCGUCGACUUCAAGAAACUAGCGAGUUUACCUUCAGUAUCGAAAUCGCUGAACCUUCUCAAAGUUAUAAUUCAGUUGUGUCAUUACUAUCAAGAUCUAAUAGAAAUUAUGAUAUGAUCUUAUCGAAUGUUCGCAUCACUUCAGAACGUUUGUUAAAUGUCGCCUAUUCCGUACCGUUUCAUGAAGAGCCAUUUCAAGUCAUUACGCGAUACAAUUCCGAAAUCCCAAUCACACUUUUCUCAUGCUUUUAUCCGUUCACUUGGAGUGUUUGGAUGACAAUAUUAGCGCUGAUCGUCUAUUCUGGCGUUCUAAUUUAUUUCUUCGAAUAUCCAAAUCAAAAAAUUGAAAAUGGCGGAUCGUGUGUGAAGUCAGUAUUUCUUGGCGUUUGCCGCGCACUGUGUAGUGUGUUUAGUGUGAAUACAGAUAUCCGUUUAACAACAAAUCCAAGUCGAUUAACUGUUUUAGGUUUGUAUGCAUUAGGAAUUAUUCUUAUUGCCACUUACACAGCAAAUCUUUCGUCUGUUCUCACAUUAAACCGUGGACGACCGAUUUCCGGUAUAGAUGACAUAAAAAACGGUCGGGUGCCAUUCAGUCGUGUCGGGAUCGUUGCUAACUCUGCUGUACCUGAUUACUAUAUACAAAAUGUUCUAAGUGAUUAUCGUCCUUUAUCGUCGCCCGAAGAAAUCUAUCCUCGUUUGUUGGAUCGUACAAUCGAUGCAGCAAUAUGGGAUGCAUCGGUACUGAAAUUUAAAAUUGAUAGGGAGUAUUGUAAUCAGUUGAGUGUUGUUGGAAGUGAAUUUUUUAGAUCUUCUAUAGGAAUUGUUAUACCGGAAAAGUGGCCAUUUAAAAAGGAUUUAGAUGUUCGUGUUUCGAAAAUGCGUGAAGAAGGAAAACUGGACCAGUUGAGAGUAGAUUGGUUAGAGUCUACACAAUGUUCAUCAAGCGACAUAGCGGGAAAAUUCAAUAACCAGAACAAACAGCUUUCAUUGGAUAUCGUGUCCGGAUUGUUUCUUUCGUUUUUAAUCCUCACCGCUAUCGCUUUUAUCAUUCAUUUAUGGUAUAAUCGAUCAACUAUUAUGCAUAUUUGUUGGCAAAUAGUCAAACGAUGCAAAGUAUUUAUUGAACCGAUCACGAAAAAGACCUACAGAGUCCAAUGA